UUCGUUUGAUUGCUGUCAGUGUUUUUAACCUGCUGAAAAAAUGCAAAUUUAGUGUGAAAUUGGUUGAAAAAUUGAUGUGAAUGGCAAUUAUUCAAUUGCAGUGCAUGUGUAGUUAUGCAAACAUAUACGGAAAACUGAAAACACAUUGAUUCUGGCUAAAUAAGUGGAUUUUUCUUGCGGCCAUCUCCGGAGUGGGCAAAUUGGGAAAGGUUCACUACUUUCGCAUUCAUAGCAGACGGGGCGGUGCACAACUGUAUGCAUAUGUGUGAGCUAAGCAGUUGCAUGUAGAGAGUACGGAUUGUUGAAUUCGAGCAUACAGCUUACCGUACGGAAACAGAAAUCUUGAUAGUGUGUUUCACAGGAGCUGAUUUAAUGCUAAUAGUGAACAUAAUAUCAGUUCACUGAUGCUGAUUGCUUUUUCUACAGAUCUGACACCCGUAAGCAAUGAUAUUAGUGCGAACUCUAUUCCAACAUAAACACCGAAAUAAGUAGUGAAGUACGUAUAAAAUUUGUGCUGACGUCUCAUCCCUUUGGAGGCGGACUUAUCUUGCCGCUGGCGGCUGCAAAAAUCGGAAAUUGGCGUAGCUUAACCAGUGCAAGGUUGUUGAAGCUGUUAAUUUCUAUAUCUUCUAAAACGUGAUUUAACAGAUAUACCCUUUGAGCCAGAGGAUAGUCAUUAGUUUUAAGUGAAUACAACGCAGCUGUCGACGGAGGGAUACUUGGGUGCUGCAAUAUACGCUAUCAUCGAUGGCAGGAAAUAUUAAACAAGAUGAUGUAUGCUACGUCGUAGCCAAGUAUGAUUACGCCGCGCAAGGUGCUCAAGAACUAGAUCUUAGGAAAAACGAAAGAUACUUGCUGUUAGACGACAGCAAACAUUGGUGGCGUGUUCAAAACUCACAUAACCAGUCCGGUUAUGUGCCUAGUAACUAUGUUAAGAAAGAGAAAAAGUCAGUGUCCCUGUUUGAUAGCUUUAAGAAGAAGGUUAAAAAAGGCUCUUCGGGUAGUAAAACGCUUCCAAAUUGUUCGCCAUCCCGUCAAGUCGAUAGUCCAACGAUGAGCAGGAGAUUGCCACCAGACCCAUCCGAAGCUAUAGCCUCCACUCCUAUUGGAACUGCCAUCGUUAAGUAUAACUACCAGGCCCAACAGCAAGAUGAGCUAUCGUUAAUCAAGGGUACUCGAAUACUGAUUCUUGAAAAAUCCAAUGACGGCUGGUGGCGUGGUCAGAGCGGUUCUGCUACAGGAUGGUUUCCCAGUAAUUAUACUACAGAAGAAACCGAAGAUGAUACUGUGCACACGUAUGCCAUGGCGGAAAACGUCCUUGACAUCGUGGUAGCACUUUACUCAUUUAAUUCAAAUAAUGACACAGAGCUCUCAUUCGAAAAAGGAGAUCGGUUGGAAAUUCUCGAUAGACCAGUCACUGAUCCCGAAUGGUACAAGGCUCGUAAUAACAAUGGUCAAAUUGGAUUAGUUCCACGAAACUACCUUCAAGAGCUUUCCGAAUAUCUUGCACAACCCUACCGUAGUAAUAACGGAAGUGGUCCGGAUUCGUUAGAUCGACGGCCUAAUGAUCAGCAAGCUAAUAAUAACAAUUCAAACUCUGCCAACAGUAACAAUAAUAAUUCCCAGCAGCUAGAUCGGCCGCCACUCACCGGAAAAAGCUGGUAUUACGGUGCUAUUACGCGAAGUCAAUGUGAUACUGUGCUGAAUACUCAUGGUCAUGAUGGCGAUUAUUUGAUCCGAGAUAGUGAGACCAAUAUGGGUGAUUAUUCGGUAUCAUUGAAAGCUCCUGGGCGCAACAAACAUUUUCGUGUGCACGUGGAAGGUAAUAUGUACUGCAUUGGACAGCGAAAGUUUCAUACACUAGAUCAACUAGUGGAUCACUACCAAAGAGCACCUAUUUAUACCAACAAACAGGGCGAAAAAUUGUACUUGGUGCGGCCUCUACCCAAGGCGAACGGAACCUAAGACCAACACAUCUUAUCGAUAUCUAUGUUUGCUAUUCCGGUUUAGUUGGUUGUCAGGUAAGCCCGCAUUUUUUCAAUUUAUGACAGAAUCCGACACGGCAAACGAACUAUACACGCUACAAAUUUAAGAUAGAAUGGCAAAAAACAUUGGGUAACCCCUGAAAUGUGAAUAUUUCGCGUGUAUUUAUAACUAUUAUUACUAUUUAUUUAUCAAGACUUUAAUCAAUGAAAUAAUUUAAUCUCUGAACGGUUUUACCGUUAGGUCGUAUCUGACCCAGAUGUAUAAACGAAGCGAAAAUAUACUCGAAGAGCAGAAUCACAGAUUAGUCACAGGCCACGAAGAAGGAUGAAAGUGUUGGAAGGCUUUUUAGAAGCAAAAAAGACAUGUCUUAAAUAAAAAUAAUGUGUGUAUUCAUGCCUACAAAGCAAGACAAAAUCGAAAUAUAAUAUUCUCCUUCAAGAAAAAUGUAUCAUAUACAUACAUACAGCAACAUUGAACCGCAAUAUUUUUUCGUCUCUAUAACAUAUAUCACAUUGUUCACUCCAUUAAACAAAACAAGAAAAAUCACUACGCAUGUGGAAAACCCUGAGCGACAUGAAAGCUUCCUCACAAUAAAAUACUUUGCAAACUACUAUCUAGUACAUCGAUGGUUAUGACGUGUCAUAGAAAUGAUUAACAAAAAGUAAUGAUGUAAAUUAAAACUCGCGAUCCGGCCAGCGUUCUCGCCUUCGUAAGGUUUUUAACACUUUUUUGUCAUGAAAUGGCGUUUUCCAGCACCAUAAUGGUCUUUUGAAUUACUUUAUGCAACUAUUCUGGCCUUUACUUUAUAUUGGAAAAAAGCAAAACGUGCACUCCUCGCUAAACCUUUGUGAGUUUUUUGUAAGUUAACUUGAUUACUUUUGAAUUUAUGCUUCAACUACUACUUUCACUAAAGUAAUUGGUAUAUUGAUUCGUGAUCCAAGUACUAAUGGCAUGUUACACCAAUGAAUUAUUCUGCUAUUUAUUAGAUGAUUGGGUAGCUUCCUGACCCAACUCAACGCACACCUUAAAUUUUUUACCUGAAGAAAAAUGCGUAUAUUGGCUUUGUUUGUUUGGAUUUUACUGUAUAUUGCUGCGAAUCUACCUAUUAUGUUUUCUAUUUGGAAAUAAAAUGAUUCAACUAGUUUGAAAAUAUUUCUAAAACCAGCGUGUUAUAUUCAUCUGUCAAUUUACAACACGUUUUAACACUAGUUUCGUAUUUUUAUCGUCACUAUGUAGAAUUGAUGAACAACAGAGAAACAACUUUUUUUUUGCUAUCGCAACAGCAAUUAAAAAUUCCAGUUUAUAUAAAAGUUCCUCAUUUUUUCCAA
Sabethes cyaneus is the source of this 3314-nucleotide messenger RNA. It is a transcript of the gene dock, whose product is annotated as cytoplasmic protein NCK1. The coding region runs from base 748 to 1965 and encodes 405 amino acids. NCBI's taxonomy places the organism in Eukaryota, Metazoa, Arthropoda, Insecta, Diptera, Culicidae. The record is from RefSeq and is a predicted model, not a curated record. Gene Ontology annotation, molecular function: protein binding. The transcript is spliced from 6 exons.